AUGCACGUCUGGUUUUUGUUACUUGUAUGUGUUCUAACCACAAUAGCUCAAGAUUUAAAUACAUUCGGAAUUGGACUUUCAAGUCAAUGGCUUUAUCCAACCGAGACUGAAAUUUUAACUCAUACACUUGCUCCAGGUUCAAAUUUUGGUGUUCUUACUCAUUUUUGGACAACUGGUGAUCCGGCUAUUGAUCAAUCGACUUUUUCGUAUUAUAUCGAUGGAGAAAGUGAGCCAUCAAUUCAAUUUGUAACUUAUAUGUUAGCUGGAGCUGGAUUUAAUGAUCAAACAUCACCUUGGGGAACAAAAUGGAUUGGUAAAGGAGCACAAUCAGGUGGUUGGUAUAAUAAUUUUCGAGUUCCAUUUCAAAAAUCAAUUCGAGUCACUGGUAAAUUACCGUCAACUGUUAUGGAUAAAAAAAUUAUUUGGAUAAUUGUACGUGGAACAGAAAAUUUGCCAACAUCUUUUCAUGGUUUUCAACUUCCAUCAAAUGCUCGUUUAACAUUACAGAAAAUCGAAAAUCAAACAUAUGAUCCAUUAGCAUGGGUACGUGUUGUUGAUAUACCAACAGGCCAUGGUUUACUUCUUUCACAUACAUUAGCUGUUAGUAGUGGUAAUUUAAAUUUCUUAGAAGGUUGUUAUCAUGCAUAUACUUCACAUGAACAACAAUUUCCAGGUUUAAUUGUUUCUACUGGAACAGAAGAUUAUUUUGAUAGUGCGUUCUAUUUUAAUGCUGGACAAUUUCAUUUUGAAGUUUCAGGUUAUUCACAUUUUCGACAAGUAUCAAAUAAUUCACUUGAAUGGUCAGCUUAUCGUAUGCAUGAUUUAGAUCCAAUAUUUUUUACAAAUGGUUUUCGUUUUGAAUGGAGAAAUGGCGAUGUUGUUGAUGAUCGUGGUUUUAAAUGUAUUGUUGAUCAAGGUGGACAUGUUGUUGGAUCACCAACACAAUCAAUUGUUACAUCAUAUGCAUGGGUUUAUGUUUGGUAG
Messenger RNA from Rotaria sordida, 984 nucleotides. The record is from the annotation of a GenBank genome assembly. Lineage: Eukaryota; Metazoa; Rotifera; Eurotatoria; Philodinida; Philodinidae.